This is a messenger RNA of Notechis scutatus (mainland tiger snake), 819 nucleotides long. RefSeq names its product GS homeobox 1 (gene GSX1). The record is from RefSeq and is a predicted model, not a curated record. NCBI's taxonomy places the organism in Eukaryota, Metazoa, Chordata, Lepidosauria, Squamata, Elapidae. Gene Ontology annotation, cellular component: nucleus. Gene Ontology annotation, molecular function: DNA-binding transcription factor activity, RNA polymerase II-specific; sequence-specific double-stranded DNA binding. Gene Ontology annotation, biological process: regulation of DNA-templated transcription.
AUGCCGCGCUCUUUUUUGGUGGACUCGCUGGUGCUGCGCGAAGCCGGCGGCAGCGACAAGAAAGGAGGCGUCUCUCCCGGCAGCCCGCCGCCCCCGCCACUCUUCCCUUAUGCCGUGCACCCCUCGCAUCCCCUGCACGGCCUUUCGGCUGCCUCCGGAGGCGCCUGUCCCGCCGCUCCCGCGUCCACGUCGGCUGCGCGCAAAGCCGGCCUGCUCUGCGUGUGCCCCCUCUGCGUGGUCGCCGCUUCUCAGCUGCACCCGCCGCCGCCGCCGCCGCCCGCCCUGCCGCUCCUCAAGGCUUCCUUUCCUCCCUUCGGCUCCCAGUACUGCCCUUCGCCCCUGGCUGCCAGGCAGUCUCCCGGAGGUUCGUCCGUCUCCAGCGGUGGCCACGUACCCGCCCUCUACCAGAGCGCCUACCCGCUGCCCGAUCCCCGGCAUUUCCACUGCAUCUCCGUGGACAGCACGUCGGGCCAGCUGCCGAGCAGCAAGCGGAUGCGCACCGCCUUCACCAGCACGCAGCUGCUGGAGCUGGAGCGGGAAUUCGCCUCCAACAUGUACCUGUCGCGUCUGAGACGCAUCGAGAUCGCCACCUACCUCAACCUCUCCGAGAAGCAGGUGAAGAUCUGGUUCCAGAACCGGCGCGUCAAGCACAAGAAGGAAGGCAAGGGGGCCUCCCAUCGCGCUGGGGGACCGGCCGCCCCCGGCUGUAAGUGCGCCUCCCUCUCAGCUGUCGCCAAGUGCUCCGAAGACGAGGAGGACUCGCCCGCGUCCCCGUCUUCCUUGGGCAAGGACGAGAGAGAACUCGCCAUCACGCCCUAA